UUCACACAUCGCUGGUUUUAAUUCUAGGCACAUUCGUUUAGAUAUUUGAACACCCAUCAUCUUUCCUCCUCCAUCGGCGUCGACGCCUUUCCCGGUUAAUUCCAGUACCAUACAGUCUUUACUGUACAUUUUUGUGCAAUAGUCAUUUGCAUCUGUAAAAAAAUACAAUAGGGUCAAAUUUGGCGUGAUGAUGUGGAUUAGUUUCUCCGUCAGUGCUAAGAUUGACUAGAUUUAAUUGUUCCACCAGACCAUGCAAAAUAUUCCGGCGAAAACAACACACUGCAAGGAAUAGUUUUAUUUAUAAAGCUAAUUUGUAAUUUUAUUUUUAUUUUGUAUUAUAAUUUGUUUUAUGCCGAAUCGUUUGAUUUAUUUGAGUAGUUCUGAGAAAGAAAAAGGGAAGAAAAGGAAGAAGGAAAACCACAAACAGCCAUGUCCUUCAGGAGGGGUGUUGUCAGACAGAGUAAGUUCAGGCAUGUAUUUGCCCAGGCAUGGAAGGCUGAGCAUUGCCUUGAUGAUGUCAGAGUGUCACGCGUGACAUGGGAUGGUCCGCUGUGUGCUGCCAAUCCGAAGUUUAUCGCUGUCAUCAUUGAGGCUGGAGGGGGCGGAUCCUUUCUUGUGUUGCCGCUUUCCAAGAGUGGUAGAGUGGACCAAAACACCCCGACUGUGUGCGGUCACGCCGCUCCAGUGCUAGAUGUGCAGUGGAGCCCACAUGAUGACAAUGUUAUUGCCAGUGCCUCAGAAGACUGCACUGUGAAGAUUUGGCAAAUUCCUGAUGGCGGUCUUGCAACACCCAUGUCUGAAGCUGUUGUGACUCUUGAGGGCCACAGUAAACGAGUGGGCAUCCUAGCCUGGCAUCCUUCUGCUCUCAACAUCCUGUUGACUGCAGGGUGUGAUAAUGUUCUAUGUGUGUGGGAUGUGGGCACCGGGGAGCUGGUGUACCAGCUGAGUGAGGCCCAUCCAGACCUGAUAUACAGCGUUAGCUGGAAUCGUGAUGGAAGUGCGCUUUGCACCACCUGUAAAGACAAAGCCUUGCGUGUCAUUGACCCCCGGCGUGGAACUGUCCUAAAGGUGCGGGAAAAGGUCCAUGAGGGUACCAGGCCAAUGAGGGCCGUCUUUCUGGCUGAUGGGAAAAUCCUUACGACCGGAUUCAGUCGCAUGAGUGAGAGACAGCUCGCCCUUUGGGAUACGAGAGAUCUCUCAGAGCCAAUGGUGACUCAGGAAAUGGACACCAGUAACGGAGUUCUAAUUCCAUUCUAUGACCCAGACACCAACAUGGUUUACUUGUGUGGGAAGGGCGAUUGUACCAUUCGUUACUUUGAGGUGACAGAUGAGUCACCGUAUGUUCACUUCCUAAGUCUGUACAGCAGUAAGGAGCCACAGAGAGGUGCAGGUUUCCUCAGCAAACGAGGAGUGGAUGUUAACAAAUGUGAAAUAGCAAGGUUCUAUAAGCUGCAUGAGAGGAAGGUUGAGCCCAUUUCUAUGACUGUGCCUCGUAAGUCUGACCUGUUUCAAGGGGAUCUGUACCCGGAUACAGCGGGAUUAGAGCCUGCUCUGCUGGCAGAAGAUUGGAUAGCAGGUCAGGAUGCUCCUCCGACCCUCAUUUCUCUUAGCGGAGGCUACACAGCCCCUCCAUCCAAAUGCGGCACGCUCAGGGGUCUACCCAAACUGCUUUCUCAGACCAACACUAGUCCCAGCAGCACGACUGCACCAGCAAACCCUGUGGCAGUGGCGAUGGAGAGUGAGGCGGUGGGCCAUGGACGAGGAGGGAGGGAAAUGGAUGGAGGGAACGAGAGAGUGAAGAAAGAGGAUGACCAACUUUCUGAUAUUUUAACGGAGGUGCGAGCUCUGCGUGCCCUGGUUCUGGCUCAAGGCCACAGGAUUGAUGUACUGGAAAGACAAUUCACCCGCAUUGAGGACGGAGAAGUGUGAAGACAACUACAAAAAUACGAGAACACAUAGCUUUACUCAGAUUCAGAAAGCUUCACUGAGGGAUUAUGGGAAGUGUAGUUACAUUUAUGUGGCAAAGCGAUACAAAGAAGCGAUUUAGCUUUGAGCAUUAUUGGAACACUUUAAAAGCACUGACAUUUGAUAUCAUAAAUGCUGCUUAUUUUUGUGCUUUUAAUAGGGCUGUCAGGUACUGACUUCUGCUAACUAUACUUGUCUGCAUUUGGUUGGGUCAGCAUUUGCAUAAACAUGCAAACUAAUGAGAAACAGACUUAAUGCUCUCUUGUAGCAUGUAUUAAGACAGCAUUUAUGUAUGCAUCUACUUAAUGAAAUUAGACUCCUUCAGGAAAAUAUAAUAAUCCAACAUGCUGAAUUGAUACCUUUUUCACUAAAGCUUGAUGGUGCAUAUUAAUAUUCAUUGACCAGCACUGUUCUUUGGUUAAGCUGCCAUAAAUAGUUCCUCUCUUCCAUUUCUUGACUUAAAAAUGUAGCGUUCAUUUUGGAUGUGCUUAGAGUUUUGUGAGUAGAUCCGUGUGUAUGUGUUAGAAACUAAUUUUUUGUUGAAGGCAUUUGUGAGCUAUCAAUAUAGAAAAAGAAACAUUAUCUCAUAGAGUAAUAGAGCUGACUGUCAGAUGCAGAUCUCUUAAGGUGAUUCUUAUGAAAGCAAGUUCAGGUCACAUUUCACCCCCAAAAGAAAUGAGAAAUUCUAUUUUGCAUAAGGACCAUUGCCAUUUUUAGCAUUGUGGUGAUAGAGCACACUUUCCCCAGCAAUUGCUCACUACUGUUAUGCGUCCGGUAACUUUACUAAGUGAUUCUCAUUAGAUUCCUAUACUGUAAUGCAAAAGCGUACUCUCAUUACAGUUAAUGUAAUUGAGCUGGGUGCUUAAUUGUCAUGAUCAAAAUAAAUAAAUAAAAAACAAGCGUCAUUUAGGCUAAAUUCAAUUUAUUUUAUUAUUUUUGGGGGGGAUAAAUAUGACCUGGAUUUGUUAAAUGUUUUUGUGAGACGUGUUGAUCUCACUUCUUCCAUUGAUGUAUAAUUGUGCUUCAUUCCUUUUUGAUUGAACAUGAAAAAUCGAGAAGAUUGAUGUGAUGUGGAUCGGUCUAGAUGGUGGUGUUUUUUUGUAUUUUUCUCUCUCUAAGUCUUUAAUCAUGGGCACUACAAUCAGGGAUGACAGUUCAGGUAUGACUCAUCCUUCUCUGUGAUUUAUUUUUUAUGUUAUGCUUUACUUGCUGUAUAUGUUGUAAAUGAUCUAAUUACCCAGUUAAUUUAAACGUAAGUGCAAACUUAAUCUGUACUUUAUAAUAAACAAC
Molecule: messenger RNA, 3255 nt
Organism: Xyrauchen texanus (razorback sucker)
Lineage: Eukaryota; Metazoa; Chordata; Actinopteri; Cypriniformes; Catostomidae
Product: coronin-1B-like
Exons: 11
Coding region: 430-1929 (499 amino acids)
Biological process (GO): cell migration; actin filament organization
Molecular function (GO): actin filament binding
Source: RefSeq, a predicted model, not a curated record